AUGGGGAUUAGCAAAGGCGCCUUUCUCUUUCUUUUCUUGCUCAGCUCAGUGAAAGGAGAUAUUCUGGAUGACUAUUUAAGAACAGAUGGUGUUUGGAUACUUACUCGAAAUAAACAGUUUUACAAGACAAACAAUGAAAAAGAAUGUGCAGAGAAAUGUGAAGCAGAAAGAAAUUUUAAUUGCAGGGCCUUCCUAUUCACCAGGAAAAAGCUACAGUGUUUAACACUGGCUGAAAAUGCCAAAAUGACAGUCAUGUUCAACAGCACGGAUGCAGUUCUUUAUGAGAAGAAAAUUUACCUUCUACAAUGUAGAAGAGGGAUUGGGAAGGACUACAGAGGAAUGGAAGCCAAAACUUGGAGGGGUAUUCCAUGCCAGAAGUGGGCAGAAAAAACACCCCACAACCCAAAAUAUACACCUGAAAAACACCCCAAUGCAGGGUUGGAUGAAAACUACUGCAGAAAUCCUGAUGGGGAUGAAAGAGGACCCUGGUGUUACACAACAGAUCCUGCUACCAGAUUUGAUUACUGUAACAUCCCAGAGUGUGAGGGCCAGGUCAUGCACACUGGAGAAGGCCAAGGCCCUACAGUGGAGUGCAUGCAGUGUAAUGGUGAAGACUACCAUGGAGAAGUUUCCAGAACAGAGUCUGGGCUUGAGUGCCAGCGCUGGGAUACCCAAGAGCCUCAUAUGCAUGGAUUUACCCCGAAACAUUUUCCAGAGAAAGAUCUGAAGAUGAAUUAUUGCCGUAAUCCUGAUGGCGAACUUCGGCCCUGGUGUUUCACUACUAGCCCUACUAAACGCUGGGAAUAUUGCAACAUUCCUCGUUGCACUAUGCACCCACCAGUCUCUGGCCUGGGCUCCCAGUGUCUUUCAGGGAAAGGAGAAGACUAUCGAGGCAGGAUAGCCGUCACCAAAUCGGGAAAUGCCUGUCAACACUGGAACACGCAGUUUCCUCACAGACAUGGCUGGAUUCCUGACAGAUAUCCCUGCAAGGGCUUAGAGGAAAACUACUGUAGAAACCCUGAUGGAGAGAAAAGGCCCUGGUGCUACACCAUCAACAGCAGUGUUCGGUGGGAAUAUUGUGCAAUUCCCCACUGUGAUGGGACAGAACAAGGAGUUGCUGAUGUGCCUAUGGAAGUUCCCCUGCCAGAGGAGUGCUACCGAGGCAAAGGUCAGAGUUAUCGUGGCACAACUUCCACCACUGCAUCGGGAAAAAAAUGCCAGGCCUGGAACUCCAUGUUCCCACACAGGCAUGAAAAAACCCCGGACAGAUUCCCAAAUGCGGAUUUGAGGGACAACUAUUGUAGAAACCCAGACGGUGAUAACAGCCCAUGGUGUUUCACCACUGACCCCAGCGUGACAUGGGAGUACUGCAGUCUCAAGAGGUGUGAUGAUCAUACACAAGAGCCCGCACCAAAUGACUCCCCUGCAACAACGGCACAAAAUGUUGGCCUGACUACACCCACCACAUCUGACUGCAUUAAUGGUAAUGGUAAAGACUAUCGUGGCACCAUAGCAAAAACUGGAAGGGGCAGGACUUGUCAAGAGUGGAGUUCUCAGAAACCUCAUAGCCACAAAUAUUUCACUCCUGUGACUCAUCCAAGAGCAGGCCUGGAUAAAAAUUAUUGCAGGAAUCCUGAUGGAGAUGUAAAUGGUGUUUGGUGCUUCACAACAGACCCAGAAAAAAAAUGGGAGUACUGUGAAAUUCCACGCUGCUCUUCUUCUGAGCAUGACUGUGGAAAAGUCCUAAUGAGGAGUGAGCGAGCCUGUGAGCAAUAUAGCAUGUGCAGCGCAUCUCCAGGGUCUUGGCCUUGGCACGUCAGUCUCAGGAUGAGUACCAACAUGCACCAUUGUGCUGGCACUCUGAUACAUCCACAGUGGGUCCUUACUGCUGCUCAGUGCUUGCAAGAGUCAACAGAGCCUUCUUCCUACAGGGUGUUUCUUGGGAUACAGAAUCUCAAUGCAGCAGAGUCAUCCCUGCAAAUCCAAAGUGUUCAGAAAGUAUUAAAGGAACCAAGUGGAGCAGACAUUGCUUUGCUGAAGUUGAACAGUCCUGUAACAAUUACUGACCGUGUAAAACCAGUUUGUUUGCCUGAAACCAGUCUGAUGGUGGAAAGAAACGCAGUAUGUUUUCUAACUGCCUGGGGAAAAACAAGAGGUACCGAUACAGACAACAGAUUAAAAGAUGUUGAAUUCCCCGUGCUUGAAAAUAGAAUAUGUAAUCGCCCUGAAUUUCUGAAUGGAAGUGUCAAAAAUCAUGAAUUUUGUGGUGGAUUCACUUUUGGAAGCAUAGAUAACUGCGAGGCUGAAGUUGGAGGACCUCUGGUCUGCAAAGAUAAGGACAGAUUUGUCCAAUAUGGAGUCACCUCUUGGGGACUGGACUGUACCCAGCCAUCAAAGCCUGUUUUUGUCCAAAUUCCUAGUUUUGUUUCUUGGAUCAAGAAUGCAAUGGUUGCCCACUGA
This is a messenger RNA of Haliaeetus leucocephalus (bald eagle), 2460 nucleotides long. Its product is annotated as plasminogen-like. Gene Ontology annotation, biological process: proteolysis. Bases 1 to 2460 code for a protein of 819 amino acids. The record is from RefSeq and is a predicted model, not a curated record. The transcript is spliced from 19 exons. NCBI's taxonomy places the organism in Eukaryota, Metazoa, Chordata, Aves, Accipitriformes, Accipitridae. Gene Ontology annotation, molecular function: serine-type endopeptidase activity; signaling receptor binding. Gene Ontology annotation, cellular component: extrinsic component of plasma membrane.